This is a messenger RNA of Hippoglossus stenolepis (Pacific halibut), 777 nucleotides long. RefSeq names its product DAN domain family, member 5 (gene dand5). The transcript has 2 exons. The record is from RefSeq and is a predicted model, not a curated record. Bases 1 to 777 code for a protein of 258 amino acids. Gene Ontology annotation, biological process: determination of heart left/right asymmetry. NCBI's taxonomy places the organism in Eukaryota, Metazoa, Chordata, Actinopteri, Pleuronectiformes, Pleuronectidae.
AUGGCUUCCCUCGUCACCUUCGUCAUUUUGUCAAGUUGGACGACUCUGGCUUUUACUUUUCCUCAUAACACGUUUGAGAACAUUUUGAAAAGGUCACGGGUGGAUUUUGAAUCCUCCGGCAGCGGACCCGAGGAGCCUAUCCGAGGAAUAGUCCGGGUGGUUCAGCUGGACCAUCGCGCUCUGGCCCAGUCAGGGUUCUUCAGAAAGGGAAUGAGCCCCAGGACAGCCCCAUCGUUCCGCAAGAGUUUGCCCUUCCCUGCCUUCUUGUCUCAGGGGCGUCCAGGUCCGGCCCCGGCCGCCAAGGCUCCAGUGAGUCCCCUGCACCACCUGCACCCUAAAGGCCCCACCGAAAUGGACCUGAAGAAGAAACAGGGGCUGCAGAUGUGGCAAAGAGCCAUGGAUAAAGGAGGCAAGUUGUCCCUGCCGGUCAACCUGAAGGACAUGAAACAGACGUGCACUGCGGUGCCUUUCACUCAGCGUGUGACCGCAGACGGAUGCGAGACAGUGACGGUGCACAACAAGCUGUGUUUCGGUCAGUGCAGCUCUCUGUUUGUGCCGUCCGAAGGUGAGUUUGCCGGGUUGGGCACCGGGACGGGGGCCCUUCACCGCCGGGCCCCCUGCUCGCGCUGCGCUCCAUCCAAAGCCCAAACCGUGACUGUGCCCCUGCGCUGUCGAGGAGAGGUCCGGGAGAAGCGAGUGAUGGUGGUGGAGGAGUGCAAGUGUGAGACGGGCAUCGAGGAGAGAAGUGCAGAGGCCGCAGCGUCCAUGCAGCUGUAG